CAGGUCUCGUCCAUUUGAAAUUUUGAACGGGCCAUCGCCGCCGGUGGAAAGAUGCGAGCUGUCCACCACCACCACCACCACCACCACCACCACCACCACCAAUACCGGACGCCAUUAUCGGAUCACGGAGAGCAAUACGAUUCGGUCCAGCCCAUGCAGCGCAGGAGGGCGAAUAAACAAGCGCUCCGCUCCACUACCAGCCCUGCUGCUCCACUGUCCGCUCCAACAAACAUACUCCUACGAGCUAACGGUGGGCCCGGCCGAGAAGAACAGCAUCGCCAGUGCUGGGCCCACGGUCAGUGGGCAGUAGAUUAGUGCUCUUCCAGGUCCCAGGCAGCCCGUGGCCGUCGAUCUCUGCCGGCCAACGACGAAGCCCCGCCUAUAAGUAAGGUCUCGCGUGGUUUGGCUCGCCCGAUUGAACGAAUCUCCUGCUAGUUUCUCGGUCGUUGUAUACAGAGUCUUUCUGCAAAACUUUGGGCAGAGGAAUCGCAUCUCGGCGAGCUCUCUUCUGGCGCGCAGAGGCUCCUCCGCUCAUCUUGCCUGAAUCUUUCUGCAAGGGAGGCCUGCUUUGGGGGGGGCAGUUCUUUCGCUUCUCGGAUCGCCGGGAUCAGCAUUGAGCUUUCAGUAAAAGAUUAAAAAUAUCAAAAACAGAUAGUUGCAUGACAACAUUCUUGUUUUCAUCUCUAGAAGAUCUUUUCACUAACCUUUUAUACAUGCUUUCUCAUGGCUGCAUUGAGCUUUCAGUAAAAGAUUAAAAAUAUCAAAAACAGAUAGUUGCAUGACAACAUUCUUGUUUUCAUCUCUAGAAGAUCUUUUCACUAACCUUUUAUACAUGCUUUCUCAUGGCUGCAUUGAGCUUUCAGUAAGAGAUUAAAAAUAUCGAAAAUAGAUAGCUGCAUGGCAACAUUCUCGUUUUUCAUCUCUGAAAGAUUUUUUCACUAACCUUUUAUACAUGCUUUCUCUUGGCUGCAUUGAGCUUUCAGUAAGAGAUUAAAAAUAUCGAAAAUAGAUAGCUGCAUGGCAACAUUCUCGUUUUUCAUCUCUGAAAGGUUUUUUCACUAACCUUUUAUACAUGCUUUCUCUUGGCAGCAUUGAGCUUUCAGUAAGAGAUUAAAAAUAUCAAGGGAUGCUGAAAUAUGUGCUUGCAUGGUAGAGUUGCUUGCCUAACAACCGGUGGGAUAGCCACAUAUAUCCGUACUUCACUUGAUUUUGAUGACAUCAGAGUACAAUAUGCACAACAAUUGCUCUAUGUGCGCACGGACAAUGGGACUAGGCUUGAUAGCUCAACCAUCACGUUAGGUUACUUUCUUGGAGGAGACGGGUGAAAAUUGUUGGUCAUUUACAGACCCCUUCUACAUCAUUUGGUGCUUAUCAUCAGCUUUAUAAGUUUCAAGAAAAAUAUUACUUUCCAUCCAUAAAACACCGGGAAUAAGAUGACCGAGAAAGAAAAUAUUCUAAUGCAAAGAUAUGAGAUGGGAAAGUUACUUGGGAAAGGGAGUUUUGCCAAAGUUUACCAUGCUCGUUGUCUUAAGACUUCACAUAGUGUUGCUAUCAAGGUGAUUGACAAAGAUAAGAUCUUGAAGUGUGGUCUUAUGGAUCAAAUAAGUCGAGAGAUUUCAGUGAUGAAGUUGGUGAAACAUCCAAAUAUUGUCCAACUGUACGAGGUGAUGGCUACUAAAACCAAAAUAUAUUUUGUGUUAGAGUAUGUCAAGGGAGGAGAGUUGUUCAAGAAGGUUCAACGAGGAAGGCUAAAAGAAGAUGCUGCUCGUAAAUAUUUCCAGCAACUAAUUAGUGCUAUUGAUUUUUGUCAUAGUAGAGGAGUUUAUCACCGUGAUUUGAAGCCUGAAAAUCUUCUUCUUGAUGAAAGUCGCAAUCUAAAGAUUUCAGACUUUGGUUUAAGUGCACUUCCAGAUUGCAAGAGACAAGACGGGUUACUCCAUACAAGUUGUGGUACUCCUGCAUAUGUUGCUCCAGAAGUAAUAAGUAGAAAAGGAUACGAUGGUGCAAAGGCUGACAUAUGGGCUUGUGGAGUAAUUCUCUAUGUGUUGUUGGCAGGAUAUCUUCCUUUCCAGGAUAAGAACUUGGUAGACAUGUAUAAGAAAAUUUGUAGAGCAGAACUCAAAUGGCCAAGUUGGUUUUCUUCAGAUAUCCGGAAGUUUUUGCAACGUCUUCUUCAUCCAAACCCUAGUGCACGGAUCUCUAUUGCAAAAAUCAUGGAUCAUCCUUGGUUUAGAACUGGUCUUGAGGAAAGAUUGUUUGAUUAUGCCAUGAAUUCAACAGAAAAUAUUAUGCCUGUUGACAUGAAUUUGGCUUUGGAUUAUUUAAAUGCAAAUACAGUUGAGGGUAAUCAAGCAGUAGAAAAACUUAUUAAUUUGAAUGCUUUUGACAUCAUCUCUCUUGCUAAUGGAUUUGAUCUCUCUGGCAUAUUUGAGGAAACCUCAAACAAGACGGAGACUAAAUUCACAUCUACCAACACAGUUUCGACAAUCAUUACAAAGCUUGAGGAAAUUGCAACAAGCUUACAACUAAAGGUAACAAAGAAAGGUGGAGGGUUGCUGAACAUGGAAAGUUCCAAACCAGGAAGAAAAGGUGUGAUGUCCAUAGAUGCUGAAGUAUUUCAUGUCACAUCAAAUUUUCAUCUAGUGGAGAUCAAGAAAACCAAUGGUGAUACCCUCGAGUAUCAAAAGGUUAUGAAACAAGGUAUGAGGCCAGCACUAAAAGACAUUGUGUGGGCUUGGCAAGGUGAGCAACCUGAAAAAGAGAAGCAACAAUCUUAGAUGCUAUGACAAGUGUAAUACUAGUAGAAACUCCCAUUGUUGAUUCAAUAAUGUACACUUCUGUUUCGUUUCCGAAUCCUCAUAUUUUUAGCGUAGAAUUUUACGUUUCUAUUGGCUACUCAACUGGAAAUGGUUUCUAUCUUGAGAA
Panicum hallii is the source of this 2925-nucleotide messenger RNA. Its product is annotated as CBL-interacting protein kinase 10-like. Gene Ontology annotation, biological process: protein phosphorylation; signal transduction. The transcript has 2 exons. The record is from RefSeq and is a predicted model, not a curated record. Lineage: Eukaryota; Viridiplantae; Streptophyta; Magnoliopsida; Poales; Poaceae. Gene Ontology annotation, molecular function: protein kinase activity; ATP binding. Bases 1434 to 2777 code for a protein of 447 amino acids.